CGCACAAUCGUCAUCACGGCCCUCGUGUAGACUCCGCCCCCUUAUUAGCUCCACCUUGUGCUUCAACAUCGCAGGUGAACGAUUAUUCGACGCUGAAGCUCAUUUACAAGUCAGAUAAUGGCAAACCAUGGUGUCAGCACAGAGGGGAAGCGGCUUCCACGAAUGGCUGCCACCCUAAUGAUGCGCUUUGCCUCUGAAAGAGAGCCCACCUUUGGCAUCCACAGGGCCAGCCUCAGACCGCUAACCCCUAACAGCGAGAUUGAGGAUUCCCGGUCUGCUGGAGAAGAGAGUCAGUCCACUAAUCCAGAGUUACACUGCUUAGAUGAUGUUGAGGGACAAUCUUCCGUAGGCCACCAAACCCAAGAGGUGCAGUCACCGGAUUCCCCUCCCCAAAUGGAAGACCUGGGCUCUUCCUCUGACGUUACUUCCCUAUCUGGAUGGAGCCUGAGCAGUGUUACGGCACCUGAAGCCACAGUAGAUUUACUGGAAGAUGCCACUGAUGGCUCUCUCACGAGGGACCAGAGAACUGGAGUGAAGUUCGCAGACUGGCACAAAAAUCGCGUAACAGCUUUGUGUACUGGACGUUUUGACAAGCUACUCAGGGAAUGCCCAGAAUACCACAGCACUAAGAGCUGCUUUGCUGCUUUUGUACUGGAAAGAGAGGUGCGGGACACAGGUGGCCAGCGCUGUGAGAAUUAUGAAGUGGUAGCUCUGGGAUCGGGUCAGAGCUGCUGCAGUGGAUGGCUUUCUUACACAGGAUCUGUUGUCCAUGACUGCCAUGCUAUUGUCAUUGCCCGCAGAGCCCUCAAAAGGUACUUGUACAAGCAGCUCCUGCUGUUCUACAGUGCGGAUCCAGACAUGAAGCAGCGCUCAAUUUUGGAAAGCGUUCCAGCCGAACGACUGCUUCAGCUCAAGCCACAUAUUUACCUUCAUCUAUACACCAACAAAACCCCAAAAGGAGCAGCUCAGUGCAUAGUUUUGUCUCAAAACAGUGCUUACUCAGCUCUGAAGCUGCAGUGCCAUGCUAAGGGUUCUCUCAUUCCUGCUGCCUUCCUGCUUCCAAGUGUGUGGGGUGCUCGCACAUGUUGCAUGUCUGACAGUGCUAAACUCACACGCUGGACUGUUACUGGCCUGCAGGGAGCGCUACUGAGUCAUUUCAUUAACCCAGUCUACAUCACCAGCUUUGUGCUUGGUGAUUCUAGGCACUGCUCAGAGAAAGUGUCUGAAAUCAUCAACAAGCGUCUGGGUACAGGCUGGACAGAUGCACUGCCUCCUCCAUUCAAACAAACCAGCAUCUUCUUCCUGAGUGGAGAGAACGUGGGGCCUGGGGAGAACAAUGAGUACUGCAAGGACCUCAGUGUCAACUGGUGCUUGGGAGACUCCAGUAUUGAGAUACUGGACAGCACCACUGGCUAUGCCAUCAACAAUUCUCCAUUUGUAAGCGGUCCUGGGUCAUCCAGCAGACUCUGUAAAAGAGCGUUGUACUUCUGCUUCAGAAAAUUAGCGGGACUGGCAGGCCACCAUGAGCUUCUGUCUUUCACCACGUAUCGCAGUGCAAAAAUGGCUGCCCAGUUGUAUCAGGAGACAAAGACUCAAGUCAACAUGCAAUUCUUGACCAAUAAUGCUGGACCGUGGAACUCCAAACACUUGGUAGAUUGCUUCAGCCGCUAAAUGACAAGUUGAACAACCCUUGAAAUACAUCUAGGAUUUCUAGUCAUUUCAGGCUUUUGAUGUUCAGGAAACGGCAACCUUUCUUUUUUAGUGUUUAUUGAUGUUUCAAGAAUUACGUUCAUAUGCAAGUUCCUAGUUCAUGAUAUAUCUGGUAGAUAUAACUGCAUAUAAUUGCACUUGUACUGAAAAUAUUCUGUUUGAAAAUAGUGUUUUUUUUUUAGUGCUUGGCAGAGAUUAAUCAUAUCAAAUAAAAGUUUGUUUUGACACAUAUAUAAUAAAAAUAAUAAUAUUAAAAAAAUAUCUAAAUUAAUAUUUCCUCAAAUAUAUGCACAUCUGUGUGUAUAAUAAGUAUCUACAAUACACACACUUAAAUUAUGUCAAAACAGAAUCUUAUUUUGGAUGUAAUUAAUUUUCUCCCAGCACUAGUAUUUAUUUUUGACAAAGCAGUUAUUUUAUAUUAAAAUGCUUGUUUUAUUUGUGCAGUAUUUCCCAUGUUUCAUGUUAAUGCCUCUGUGUGAUGUGUGAUAAAGUGAACAAUAAAAAUAUCCUAAGGAUUGCUGAUC
Messenger RNA from Danio rerio (zebrafish), 2234 nucleotides. The record is from RefSeq and is a predicted model, not a curated record. Lineage: Eukaryota; Metazoa; Chordata; Actinopteri; Cypriniformes; Danionidae.